Messenger RNA from Eriocheir sinensis (Chinese mitten crab), 2397 nucleotides. RefSeq lists its product as uncharacterized. Lineage: Eukaryota; Metazoa; Arthropoda; Malacostraca; Decapoda; Varunidae. The transcript has 4 exons. The record is from RefSeq and is a predicted model, not a curated record. The coding region runs from base 76 to 1926 and encodes 616 amino acids.
CUGGCCGGCUGUGUGUUGGGUGACCUGUUGACUGUGUGUGAUGUUAGGGUCAAAGGGCACACACUAUAGCUGCGCAUGGCCUCGGUGCUCAUCUCCGUUGCAUUGCCCCUUGAGCCUGUGGGGGGCCAGCGUGAUAUUGUGUCCCUGGCUGCCCCCAGUGGUUUCCAGCACGGGAGGCGAAAAACCACAGCGGAGGGCAGAGACACACCACCAGCCGCUGGAGGCACAAACAUGGCAGAGGAGAGUAAGGCACCAGAAGCAGCAGGCAGCAGAGUCAGGGUGAUCAAGCUGGAGGCCCUGAAGUCACCAUCAUCAUCAGGAGACACAAACAUGGCGGAGGGCAGACACACACCACCAGCUGCUGGAGGCACAAACAUGGCAGAGGAGAGAAAGGCACCAGCAGCAGCAAGCAGCAGAAUCAGAGUCAUCAAGAUGGAGUCCCUGAAGACACCAUCAGCAUCAGGAGACACAAACAUGGCAGAGGAGAGAAAGGCACCAGCAGCAGCAAGCAGCAGAAUCAGAGUCAUCAAGAUGAAGUCCCUGAAGACACCAUCAGCAUCAGGAGACACAAACAUGGCAGAGGAGAGAAAGACACCACCAGCAGGAGGCAGCAAAGUCAGGGUGAUCGAGCUGGAGGCCCUGAAGACACCAUCAGCAUCAGGAGAGACAAUUGUGGUGAGGGCCAGAGACAUACCGGCGGGAGAGUAUGCAAUCAGGCUGGCCAGAAUAACAAAGGAAGACACAGCCAUUGCAAAGGAGAGAGAGCCAUCACCACCACCACCACCAGAAGCCCCCCGCCGACGUAGAAAAAAGAACUGGACAGACGCAGAAGCGCUCCUUCUUGUACAGCUGUACUCGGAGCAUUAUGCAGCGCUGUGUAGGGAGCGUGGCAGCGUGCCACAGCACUCCACCCCUGGGAAGAGGAAGGCCUGGCACGACAUUGCCUGCCACCUGAGGGAGGCUUUUCCUGGGACACUGAGGACCGUGAGGGAUUGCCAGAAGAAGUGGUUCCAAUUGAAGGGUGCUGCCAAGCAUCAGAUCUGGGCCCACCAUCAAGCCCUUGAAUAUUCAGGCGACGGACCUCCCCCUCCUCCCCUCAGUCAGAUUGAAAGCUUGAUUGCCGACACAAUAAACAAUAAGCCUGAGCCCAGCGGCUGCCACGAUGGGCUUGCCCUACCGCCUUCCAACAAGGGGGCACCACCACAGCCUGCAUGCCCUCAAGUCACAAGCAGUCAGCAGGAGGACACAGCAGUGAUGCCCAAACAGCCUGCAACAUCACCCCCACAGCCUGCAACAUCACCCCCACAGCCUGCAACAUCGCCCCCACAGCCUGCAACAUCACCCCCACAGCCUGCAACAUCACCACCACAGCCUGCAACAUCACCACCACAGCCUGCAACAUCACCACCACAGCCUGCAACAUCACCACCACAGCCUGCAACAUCACCACCACAGCCUGCAGUAUCAUCCCCACAGCCUGCAACAUCACCCCCACAGCCUGCAAAAUCACCCCCACAUCCUGCAACAUCACCCCCACAGCCUGCAUCAUCACCCCCACAGCCUGCAGCAUCACCCCCACAGCCUGCAGCAUCACCCCCACAGCCUGCAGCAUCACCCCCACAGCCUUCAACAUCACCCCCACAACAGCCUGGAACCUACAUCCUCAGCCCCCUCGACUGCCCUAAGCCUGCCACACGGCCUAAGCCCUCCCGCCAUUGCCCAGUGGAGGAAGAAGAGGAACAUCAGAGGAAGAAGAGGAGACUCGAGCUUCAGUGGUUGGAAAUGCAGAUUGAAACUGAGUUGGCCAAAGAGAAGGCGGAGAGAGCUAGGGCAUCAGCAGAGAGGACCAGAGCAAAGGCAGAGUACCAGCGAGUGUUGUUAUAUAAGGCACAGAUUGCAGCGCUGAAGAGAAGAAAGGAAAACUGAGGAUAUGUAUUAGUUGAAGGGAUGACUUGCAGAAACUAGUAAAGAGAGAAACAGCAAGGAAAGCAUCUCAUUACACAGUGCCUCUUUUGUUACAGCAAGUGAUGUUAUAUAAGGCACAGAAUGCAGUGUUAAAGAGAAGAAAGGAAAACUGAGGAUAUGAAUUGGUUGAAGGGAUGAAUUGCAGAAAUUAGUAAAGAAAAUGACAGCAAGGAAGGCAUCUCAUUACCCAGUGCCUCUUAUGGUACAGUAAGUGUUGUUAUAUAAGGCACAGAAUGCAGCACUAAAGAGAAGAAAGGAAAACUGAGGAUAUGUAUUGGUUGACGUAAAGCAUCUCAUUAUCCAAGGCCUCUUAUGGUAAAGCAAGUGUUAUUGUAUAAGGCACAGAUUGCAGUGCUGAAGAGGAGUAAGGAAAACUGUGACUGUUAUGUUAAGGGACAACUUGUGGAGAUUAGUAAAGGAAAUAUAUGCCAA